Salvelinus namaycush (lake trout) is the source of this 1485-nucleotide messenger RNA. Its product is annotated as gamma-aminobutyric acid receptor subunit alpha-1-like. NCBI's taxonomy places the organism in Eukaryota, Metazoa, Chordata, Actinopteri, Salmoniformes, Salmonidae. Gene Ontology annotation, molecular function: GABA-A receptor activity; benzodiazepine receptor activity; inhibitory extracellular ligand-gated monoatomic ion channel activity. Gene Ontology annotation, cellular component: synapse; neuron projection; postsynapse. The transcript is spliced from 10 exons. Bases 1 to 1485 code for a protein of 494 amino acids. Gene Ontology annotation, biological process: gamma-aminobutyric acid signaling pathway; synaptic transmission, GABAergic; nervous system process. The record is from RefSeq and is a predicted model, not a curated record.
AUGAAUAGUGCGCGAGACCUGCGCAUACUCAGCAUCGUCAGCAGCCGUUUCUCCAGCCUCAAGCUCAAAUUCGGCAUGACAAACCACUCUCCGGCCAUGGGUGGACGGACAGGAACGGUCAUACUAUGUGUGUGGGCCUGUUUGCUGAUGGCCAAUGUGCUUUGUGGGAAAAGCUCUGGACAGAAUGGCCAGACGGAUGAGCAGAAAGACAACACUACAGUGUUCACCCGGAUCCUAGACCGUCUCCUGGAUGGCUAUGACAAUCGUCUCAGACCAGGGUUGGGAGAGCGUGUAACUGAAGUCAAGACUGACAUUUUCGUGACGAGUAUUGGGCCCGUCUCGGACCAUGACAUGGAAUACACCAUUGACGUGUUCUUUCGUCAAAGCUGGAAGGACGAGCGGCUAAAAUUUAAAGGUCCAAUGUCUGUUCUCCGUUUGAACAACCUAAUGGCCAGUAAAAUCUGGACCCCUGACACAUUCUUUCACAAUGGCAAGAAGUCUGUGGCCCACAACAUGACUAUGCCCAACAAACUCCUACGAAUCACCGAGGAGGGAACUCUGCUCUACACUAUGAGACUGACAGUAAGGGCAGAGUGUCCCAUGCACCUGGAGGACUUCCCCAUGGACGCCCAUGCUUGUCCACUGAAGUUUGGCAGCUAUGCUUACACCAGAGCUGAGGUUGUGUACGUGUGGACGAGAGGGGCAGCCCAGUCUGUCGUGGUGGCUGAAGAUGGCUCUCGGCUCAACCAGUAUGAUUUGAUGGGGCAAAGUGUGGACUCUGGGGUUGUCCAGUCCAGCACAGGAGAGUAUGUUGUCAUGACGACACACUUCCAUCUGAAGAGGAAGAUUGGUUAUUUUGUCAUCCAGACGUACCUGCCCUGCAUCAUGACAGUAAUCCUAUCCCAGGUGUCCUUCUGGCUCAACAGAGAGUCCGUCCCAGCCAGGACUGUGUUUGGAGUGACAACGGUGCUGACCAUGACUACCCUCAGUAUCAGCGCUAGGAACUCUCUCCCAAAAGUGGCCUACGCCACAGCCAUGGACUGGUUCAUUGCAGUCUGCUAUGCUUUUGUCUUCUCUGCCCUCAUUGAGUUUGCUACAGUGAACUAUUUCACAAAGAGGGGCUAUGCCUGGGACGGAAAAAGUGUGGUGCCAGAGAAGCAAAAGAAGAAGAAGGAGUCCCUCCUGAAGAAGAACAACGCCACCGCCUACACCGCCGCCACCGCUACAGCCUUCGCUCCAAACAUUGCCAGGGACCCUGGUUUGGCCACCAUUGCCAAAAGCGCCCCCCCUCCCCCCACCGAGCCCAAGGAGGAGCCCAAGCCCAAGCCGCCAGAGGCCAAGAAGACCUUCAACAGCGUCAGCAAGAUCGACAGGAUCGCCAGAAUAGCCUUCCCGUUACUCUUCGGAACCUUUAACCUGGUCUACUGGGCAACUUACUUGAAUAAAAAGCCCAAAUUACAGGGGAUGACCCCGGGAUCCCACUAA